Molecule: messenger RNA, 1932 nt
Organism: Oppiella nova
Lineage: Eukaryota; Metazoa; Arthropoda; Arachnida; Sarcoptiformes; Oppiidae
Source: the annotation of a GenBank genome assembly
AUGAAUGCACAGAAAGUCUAUCCGAAAGACUCUUUGGACAGAUUUGGUGAUGAUUUAUAUGAACUCCUAUUGAGUUACCUAUCAUUUAAGGACCGAUUCCGAUGUGAAUGUGUGUCCAAACAGUCCAAGAGAUGUAUAUUCACGACACAAUCGGAACUCAUAAUAACGCCUAAACUAUACACUCAACUAAAAAUGUUUGUAAAAUAUAUGGGAACGCGUACACAUUGGAGUGUAUUGGACGUAACACUUGAAAAGUGCCAAAACAUUGCAUACAUUGAAUGCAAUGAUAAAAAACUGACGGCAGAUAUGUUGGACUCAAUUGUCGACCACUGCCACCGAUUGACGGCUAUUAACGUCAGACUUGACCGCAAAUUAAGUGUCGAUAGAAUCGACAGGUUUUUCGCGAAGUUUGCCAAACAGUUGACACGAAUAGAGUUGAGAGAAAUGCCAAAGUUUUUGACUUCAAAUCUCAAGUCAUAUGAGAAUUGGUGCCCAAACUUAAGGCAAUUAAUUAAUUGUAUCCCUGGUUUCGAGGGCUAUCAGCCCAUCGAGUAUUUAUUUACUGAUAGCACCGGUUGUAUGGAAGGCAAAAUGCCCAGGUUGAAACUAUAUCGCCUACAGUAUCGUAAAAUAGGCUCCGAAUAUGUGGACACAUUUGUCGCGUGUUUUAAACACACUUUGAAGUCAUUAUACGUUUGGAUUGAUAGGGACUGCGACCAGAAGUCGUUUAAUAGACUAAUCGCUGGUUUGUCGCAAAUGUGGGCAUUAAAUGAGUUAAUCCUUUGGUGCUAUCAAUGCGAUGGAGAUUUGGUGGCAUCACUACCGCAACAUUUGCCGCAAUUAUCUCAUGGGUUGCCUAAACUUAAAAGCCUUGAAUUGUUUUAUUACGAGUCGGACGAGGGGGUGGACACUAAAAUGAGACAAAGUAUUAGGAAAUGCAUGAAACGUGUGGAGCGAAAACAAAAGUUUCAGGAUAAGCGAGGAAUGGCCGCAAGAAGUAGUCAUACAAUGAAUGCACAGAAAGUCUAUCCGAAAGACUCUUUGGACAGAUUUGGUGAUGAUUUAUAUGAACUCCUAUUGAGUUACCUAUCAUUUGAGGACCGAUUCAGAUAUGAAUGUCUGUCCAAACAGUCCAAGAGAUGUAUAUUCACGACACAAUCGGAACUCAUAAUAACGCGUGAACUAUACCCUCAACUAGAACUGUCUGUAGAGCCUAUGAGAACGCAUACAUUGGAACUCAUAAUAACGCCCGAACUAUACACUGAACUAAAAAUGUCUGUAAAGUGUCUGGGAAGUCUAGCAAGGCACGGGAGUGUAUUGGACGUAACACUUGAAAAGUGCCAAAACAUUGCAUACAUUGAAUGCAAUGAUAAAAAACUGACGGAAGAUAUGGUGGACUCAAUCGUCAAACACUGCCACCGAUUGACGGCUAUUAACGUCAGACUUCACGACACAUUAAGUGUCAAAAUAAUUGACAAAUUUUUUGAUAAGUUUGCCAAACAGUUGACACGAAUAGAGUUGAGAAAUUUGCCACAGCGCAUAGAGUACUUAUUUGCUGAUAGCACCGGUAGUGCUGAAGUCAAAAUGCCCAGGUUGAGUCUAUAUCUCCUAAAGUAUCAUAAAAUAGACUACGAAUAUGUGGACACAUUUGUCGCGUGUUUUAAACACACUUUGAAGUCAUUAAACGUUUGGAUCGAUCGGGACUGCGACCGGAAGUCGUUUAAUAGACUAAUCGCUGGUUUGUCGCAAAUGUGGGCAUUAAAUGAGUUAAUCCUUCGGUGCUAUCAAUGCGAUGCAGAUUUGGUGGCAUCACUACCGCAACAUUUGCCGCAACUGUCUCAUGGGUUGCCUAAACUUAAAUGUUUUGAAUUGGUUUAUAAUUAUCAUGAGACGGACCCGGGAGUGGACACUAAAAUCAGGCAAAUCAUUUGA